CCAGGUGCUGCUGGAUGCUCCCAUCCAGCUCUCCCAGAUCACCGAUGGAUAUGCAGAUACCAGUGUGGACCUGCUGCCGGGGCUGUUGCUGAAGAGAGGCCAGACCUCGAUGGUGAAUGCCAAGAAACUGGAGAAGGCGGAAGCCAGGCUGAAAGCCAAGCAGGACAAGAGGAUGGAGCGGGAUUCCCUGAAGUCAUCUGGCCCUCUGGUCCUUGAGGAGGCAUCUGCCAGCCAAGCUGCCAGCAAGAAGGAGACUCGCAUGGAGUCAUCAGGCAAGAACAAGUCGUAUGAUGUGCGCAUCGAGAACUUCGAUGUGUCCUUCGGUGAGCGUGUCCUCCUGGCGGGAGCAGACCUGAACCUGGCGUUUGGGCGGCGCUACGGGCUGGUGGGCAGGAACGGGCUGGGGAAGACCACGCUGCUGAAGAUGAUCGCCAGCCGGAGCCUGCGCAUCCCCUCGCACAUCAGCAUCCUGCACGUGGAGCAGGAGGUGGCGGGGGACGAGACGCCGGCGCUGCAGAGUGUGCUGGAGUGUGACACCACUCGUGAGAGCCUGCUGCGGGAGGAGAGGGAUCUGACAGCUAAGAUUAAUGCUGGCAGGGGAGAAGGGACAGAAGGUGCCAGGCUAUCAGAGAUCUACGCGAAGCUGGAGGAGAUUGAGGCAGACAAGGCGCCAGCAAGGGCAUCCGUCAUUCUCGCUGGGCUGGGCUUUAAUGCAAAGAUGCAACAACAGACAACCAAAGAGUUUUCCGGAGGAUGGAGAAUGAGACUGGCCUUAGCCAGAGCCCUGUUUGCCAGGCCGGAUCUCCUUCUGCUAGAUGAGCCAACGAACAUGCUGGACGUGAGGGCCAUUUUGUGGCUGGAGACCUACCUGCAGACCUGGCAGUCGACCAUCCUAGUGGUGUCCCACGAUAGGAACUUCCUGAAUGCGGUGGCCACGGACAUCAUCCACCUGCACUCGCAGCGGCUGGACACGUACCGUGGAGACUUUGAGAACUUCAUGAAGAUCAAGGAGGAGCGGCUGAAGAACCAGCAGCGAGAGUACGAAGCCCAGCAGCAGUACCGUGAACACAUCCAGGUUUUCAUUGACCGCUUUCGUUACAAUGCCAACCGGGCAUCCCAAGUGCAGAGCAAGCUCAAGCUGUUGGAGAAGCUGCCGGAGCUGAAACCUGUGGACAAGGAAUCUGAGGUGAUCAUGAAGUUCCCUGACGGCUUUGAGAAAUUCUCCCCCCCAAUCCUGCAGCUAGACGAAGUAGACUUCUAUUACGACCCAAGUCACUACAUCUUCCGUUCCCUCUCUGUCUCUGCUGACCUGGAGUCCCGUAUCUGUGUGGUUGGGGAAAAUGGAGCUGGCAAGUCGACCAUGCUAAAGAUCUUAAUGGGGGAGCUGGCACCAGUCAGAGGGAUCAGACAUGCUCACAGAAACCUAAAGAUUGGUUAUUUCAGCCAGCACCAUGUGGAUCAACUGGAUUUGAACAUCAGUGCUGUAGAGUUACUGGCAAGGAAGUUCCCGGGGAAGACAGAGGAGGAGUACCGGCACCAGCUGGGGAGCUACGGCGUCUCGGGGGAGCUGGCCGUGCGUCCCGUGGCCAGCCUGUCUGGAGGUCAGAAGAGUCGCGUGGCCUUUGCCCAGAUGACUAUGUCCUGUCCAAACUUCUACAUCCUGGAUGAGCCAACAAAUCACCUGGACAUGGAGACCAUCGAGGCACUGGCAAAGGCACUGAAUAAAUUCCGGGGUGGUGUGAUUCUGGUGUCCCACGACGAGCGCUUCAUCCGCCUGGUGUGCCAGGAGCUGUGGGUGUGUGAGAACGCCACCGUGACCCGCAUCGAGGGCGGCUUCGACCAGUACAGAGACAUCCUGAAGGAGCAGUUCCGGAAGGAGGGUUUCCUAUAAGGGAGGCGGGAGCCGGACUGUGCCGGGGGCCGGAGCGCGAAGCUCGGCCGCCUCAGUGCCCAUCCCAACUGUGCCUGGCAGAGCGCCGAGGACGCUGCUGCCCGCAUGGACCUCAGCCAUGGCAUCGCACCGCCACCUGAACUGCUCUCCCCGCCGGGGCGCGGUGGAAGGACAGCGGGGAGCGCCCGGGGCGGGCGUGUGCCCGGGGGCACACCGGGGGCUGGGGAAGGCCCUGGGGCUGCCGCUCUGCCCGGAGGAGGGAAAGAGGUGUUGCGUCCAGACCACCCCCCGGUUUAACUCCGUGCUCUGGAGGGCAGGAGAGGAGCUGUUCUCCGUGUUUCCUCACAUCCCCCUCUUGCCUUUUUUUUUUGGUUGGGUUUGGUUUUGAUUUUUUUUUUCUUCAAACUGGCUGAACACUACUCCGGCUCCAUCACAUGCCACCCU
Molecule: messenger RNA, 2335 nt
Organism: Athene cunicularia (burrowing owl)
Lineage: Eukaryota; Metazoa; Chordata; Aves; Strigiformes; Strigidae
Gene: ABCF3
Product: ATP binding cassette subfamily F member 3
Exons: 19
Coding region: 110-1891 (593 amino acids)
Molecular function (GO): ATP binding; ATP hydrolysis activity
Source: RefSeq, a predicted model, not a curated record